This is a messenger RNA of Spea bombifrons (plains spadefoot toad), 2272 nucleotides long. RefSeq names its product SUMO interacting motifs containing 1 (gene SIMC1). The record is from RefSeq and is a predicted model, not a curated record. The transcript has 10 exons. Bases 314 to 2248 code for a protein of 644 amino acids. Lineage: Eukaryota; Metazoa; Chordata; Amphibia; Anura; Pelobatidae.
UAAAGCUUAAGCUUGCGGCUACCCUUCGUUACGGAAGACUAUAACGUGCGAUAGCCGAACAAAUUAACCGGGGGACCCCGUUCCCAAUGCAGAAUGGGAAGGUUCUGUAUAGAAACCUAAAUGACCCACCCAAUCCCAUUGCGAAAGCACGAGAAGUGAUCGGCUAUCGGCUAGCAGUGCCUGGAGCCGUCGGCUCGGUAGUCGAGUGAUCGUUUUCUGUGUGUAUGAGUUAUGCUCUCCUACUCCAGGUAGCUUUGGGAAAGUUUGGCGUUACACCUGGUGUCAUGCAGUGGGAAUCCUUGGGAAACGGAGUAUGAAUAAUUUUAUUGUUAUCUCGGACGACUCGGAUUCGGACAGCGCUACAGAUUACCGAGAACAUCUAGUAGUUCCAGAAAGAUGUGAGAGGCAGGAAAUAAACCAGUCGGAUCUAUCACCUGACCCGUGCACCUCAACGUCUAGGAGAAAGUCGGACCUCAUCGAUUUGACUGAAAAAGACUUUGCAGUGGAAAUUUCUCCAUGCCAGACCAGCAGUGUCAUCGAUUUGACUGGAAACGAGGACAUGUUAGAGAUGUUCCCCAAAGACCACCAAGAAAGCCCUCCUCCUUUCAUUGCUAAGUGGAUAAAACCCGAGUCCCAUUUUAAUAACCCUGGUUUAACCAAGGAAAGCUCAUUCAUUGCAGAUAGAGAUUCAAAAAUAAUCAUGGAUGAAAGCUGUUCUUCUGAAGAAGGUACAGGAGGAAGCAGCAGCACCACCACUGUUAACAGUGAUAUGGAAUCCCUACAGAGUGCAUCCGAAGCUCUUGGCGAGCUAGACAGUUCUACUGAAAGCAGAGAUGAUUGUCUUAAUUAUGAAGUAAAUAUAGACUCCUCCGCAGAAAAACCUCAGGUCCUCCAAAAGUCUCAGUCCCAAGCUAUUUCAAUAUCUGCUGUAAGAAUGCUAGACUCUGACACAAUGGAUUCUGGGUCCAUUCCUGUAGCAAGCUCUUCUAAAGUAUUACCACCAGAGAACUCUUAUGAUAAUCCACGUCCCAGUGAAGAAACUCCAACUUUCAACAAAGCUUGGCUGUACAAACUUCGAUAUUUUAAGAAACCCCCUGUGCAUCACCUCUUUUUCCAGCAGCUGAGGCAAGAACAAGAAGGCAGGAAGCCUAUCCCCUUAAGGAGGAUGAAUAUUGUCUACAGUACAAAAGAAGAGAACUUUCCACAGGGUACUUUACAUCUCCUGACACAGUUUGUAUCCAGUUAUUACUACCCACCCAAAGAUAUCCUCUGCCAUGUCAUUAGAUCUGUCCUGCUGGGCAAGGAAGAACUGAGCAUCAAGAAUGAGGCAUACAAACUUCUUAUGAAAGUACAAGAGCUUCAUCCUGCUGAUCUAAAGAUGGUAGCCUGGGACUGGAGCCUGCUCACAGAGGCAGUGGAGAAAAAGGAGCACCCAGCCUACCUGCUCUUCCUACAGUAUGUUGUCCAAACAUUACAUGAUGACUUCCACAUUGGUUUACGCCACCGAUCUUUACAGAAAUGUUUGGCCAAAUCCAUGUUAUCGUGUGACAAAAGUUUAAAUAACAUCAAAGAUGUCAUUAGUUGGCUUAUGGAAGUUGUGAUGAAUUCUGACGGUUGUUCAAAGGCAGAGUACAAUUCUGCGUUGGAUUGUGAGAGCCAAAGGGUCAUUUCCCUCUUUCAGCACAUGCUCUACAUCGCAGUGGAAGUGGACAACUCGCCUGCUUGCAGUUCAAUCAAGAUUGCAGGAUAUGUUUUUCCCUCUGUGAUCAGUAUGAAUACACGACACCAGAGGGAGAUGUUUUUCAGCAGCAUUGAAAGCCCUAUGCUGAAGGCCAAGAUUCUUGAGGAACUUUUCCUUCAUAGCUGUCAGAAAAAUGUAACGCUUCCACUGUCACUGGCCAAGAUCCUUUUCUUCAUAGAGCACUCCACACUCUUCCUGGAACAACAGGGCCCAGGAACAGAGUGGGACAGAUGGGAUGAGAUGAUGCAUCACAUCUGCUUGCUAUUCCUCAGUUACCAAAGAAUUUUAUUAGAUAAUUUACUUACACCGGUGACAGACCGCAUAGAUCAGAUGCAGAAGACCAAGCAGCAUUUCCAGCUCGAUGAUAUAACAGAAGAUGAUGUGGAGACUCAUCUCGAUCACUUAAAGAUGCGUAUUAGUCACGGUGCAGCGAUUCCAUCUGCCAUCCACGCCAGGCUGCACAUGUUGAAAGUCUUGCUGACCAGCGCUUUCAGACACCAAGCAUAACUGCGGCCGCUUGACUUACACAGA